CCCCGCCGCGCUGCGGGGCGGGUUUAUAAGCCGGGAGGCCAGCCGGCCGGCGGGUGGGCUUGAGAGAGUUUAGGCUGCUGAGCCCUAGCUGUUUCAAUGGUGCAGCUUUCACAGUCCCCGCUUUGCCGCACUUCGCCUUCAUGCCACUCUGAGGAAGCGGAGGAGAAGAGCAUGAAACCUGCCAAGCAGCAGGUGACUCAGGGCCCUCAUGGGGACAAUCAGCCUCCCUUGAGCCCCCUGCAGGCAGCUUUGAGUUCUGCUGCAACGGCAUCCCAGGCAUAUGAGACUUACAUUGACAAUGGACUUAUCUGCAUGAAACACAAGAUCAGGAACAUUGAGAAAAAAAAGCUCAAACUAGAAGACUACAGAGAUCGUCUGAAAAAGGGGGAACCCCUCAACCAGGAUCAGUUGAUGCAGUCUGGGCCACAGCUUGUUAGAGGUCAAAUAACUGCUGAAUCUGUGGUCAAGGAAGCUGUUGAAAAAUAUGAUGAAGUGAUCCAUAACUUGGAGUUUGCUAAAGACCUUCAGAAGACAUUUUCUGGGCUUAGUCAAGAUCUGCUGAAAGCACAGAAGAAAGCACAGAGAAGGGAGAGUAUAAUGAAGCUUGAAGCAGAGAAGAAGAAACUCCGCACAGUACUGCAGGUCCAGUAUGUGUUGCAGAGUUUCACUCAAGAGCACGUGCAGAGAGACUUCAAAUGUGGCUUUAAUGGUGCAAUAUUUUUGCCUUCUAAAGAACUAGACUGCCUCAUUAGGUUUGCAAAAUUGACCUGCUCUGGAAGAAAUGAAGGCAUGAGUGUUGAAGACCAAAUGGAGCAAUCGUCACGCUACUUCUGGGAUCUGCUAGAAGGCAGUGAAAAAACAGUAGCUGGGACAACUUAUAAAUGCCUGAAGGAUUUGUUAUCUAAACUGUUAAGUUCCAGUUAUUUUGAAAAAACUCCUGCUCCUUCCAACAUAUCAGUAAAAGAGGAAUCAAAAGAACUGUCUACAGGACCUGAGUUAUGUGAAGAAAUGCAAAGACCUGAAAAAACAAGACAACUCUCAGAUUCAGAGCAUGUCAGUGAAUUAGAACCUCAAAUGGAUCACAUUCAGUCUGAGAUACAGCCUCAAGAGUUUCUUAAUAGGCACUAUUUGCCUGAAGCUGCCUCCCCUAUCAAGAAGCCUGAGGAAUCCAAACCCUGGGAAAUGGAACAUGUUAAGACAGAUGAACCACUAAAGUCCUGGGAAAUGCUUGUUGACAUGGAAGAACAGGAACAGAAGAAGCAGAAACAAGAUUAUGUUAAAACUCUGGAAUCUUUAAGGCAGCAGGGAAAGAAACUGGAACUUUCAAAGCCUUGGGAAGCUCAUCUUAAGGAAGGUGGUAAUGAUCACAAGGAGGAAGUUCCAAAGCCAUGGGUAACUCAGGUUAGAGAACAGCGGGACUCCCCUAAACACUGGAUGAGCAAAGCUAAGGAAGAGCAGGAGCAAAAGCCACAAGGUCCAAAAACAUGGGUUGCUCAAAUAAGGGUGGAAACAGUACAAAAACCAGAACCUGUGAAGCUUUGGAGUGCAUGUGUUGGAGAGGAGAAGGAGCAAAAGAAACAUGAACCUGCAAAGCAAUGGGUAGCACACAUCAAGGAAGAGAGGGAACAAAAAACCCAACCCCCAAAGGUUUGGGAAACAUCUGAGGGACCACGGCAAGCACUUCAGAAGCCAUUACAGAACCCUCCAAAGAUAUGGGGAGCUGGAAAUCUUACCUCAAAGGAGCAAUCUGGGCCAAAGAAGCCUGAUUUGGGACCCAAUGAAGAUGGAAAGACAGAUGGAGUGAACAAAGGAGGCAUUGAUGCUACGUCUGUUGGAGAACCUUGUAAACUACCUAGGAUCUUUGAAAACAGCCUUCAGGCCCCUAAGCCUGUACAUCAACCAGCUGCAGAGUUUUGCUCUACUAGUCUUCCAAAGGAUCCAGUAUUAAGAAGGGAAAGACUACAAGACCUGAUGACUCAAAUACAAGGGACCUAUAAUUUCAUGCAAGAGUCUUUACUAGAUUUUGAUAAACCUUCACAACGUGCCAUUUGUUCGUCACAAGCACCUUCAGUUGAUUCCACAGCACCUAAUGAACAACUUUCAAGCCAAAAUGAUUUCCCUGAGGAACUGGUUCAGGUUGCUGCUUCUCCCAUAACCUUGCACGGCUCAACCACCUCCUUAACUUCUGACAAUACACUGUCUGGAUCAGAAACUGAACUUGCAACACCACAGACACCUGUUACAAAUUCUCAAGAGUCUGAGAACUUCAGUCCACCUCAGUCCUUGUAUCAGAUAAACCAAGAGAUUUCUGAAGUAUUAAUGCCUCAAAAAUCUGAAAUUUCUCAGGUUCCUAUUCCUCUUUCAAGUGAAUCACAGACAUCAUUGACUCCAUCAAGAACUACCAUGUCACCAGUACCCCAAGGGAAGGGUUUCCAGUCUCCUUCCCCAAGUAGUAGCAUUAGCAUGAAAGCACCUCCCUUUCAGGCUGUGCAGAUUGUGUUCAAAGUGAAUGCGCCUUUACCACCUCGCAGGGAGCACUCUUUGCAUCCAGCAGGAUAUAAUCAGAAUUUUUGUACAGCAAGUACACAGACUCCACCCCAGUGUAAACCACAGUCUACUCAAAAUGUUGAACAAACUGCUUUUUCUCAAGAUGCUUUGCCAAAUGCACAGACGACCACUUUCCCUAGACCAGCUCAACCUUUUGUCACAAGCCGUGGAUCGGUCAGAGGCACCCUUCGAGGUGCAAGGUCAGCAACCAAUUCAUAUCGCUCUCCUGGUGGCUAUAAAGCAGGUUUUGAAGUUUACAGGGGAUCACCACCUGUUCCUAAUGGUCUUUAUAGCCAAAUGCAUCUUCCUGGCAGAGAUUAUCCUUCAGUGCAGUAUCCCCACAGGGAUUUGAAUUACCAGCAGAACUAUAAGCGAGGCGGUAUUAGUAGUGGCCGGGCAACCUCAAGAGGUUACAGGCAAGAAAACAGACAGGAAGAGAAUUACUCAUCAGGUAGAGCUCGAGGUAGAACUCAUGUUAGAGAAUACUUCAGAAGAAGGGAAUUGAGGAAAACUGAGAGAAAUGGGAAGGAAGCAGAGUCUGAAAGCAGUCUUGUGGACACGAGGAUGCAUCAGUUCACAGGAUGGAGCGAUUCUUCUCAGGUGAGCAGCCCAGAACGUGACAGUGAGACUUUUGACAGUGGGGACUCUGGGCAGGGUGACUCACGCAGCAUUACUCCUGUUGAUAUGCCAGUGAUGAGCCAAGCAACCACCUUUGUACCUUUGCACAUCUAUGCCUUCCCACAGCAAACCAGAACUGCCUUUUCGGCUACUAGAACUUCUAACUUUACUCCUGGAACUCUAGACCAACCUAUUACAUUUGACCUCCUGUUACACAAUCUUGGUGAAGCCUUUAAUAUCCAUCUUGGUAGGUUUAGUUGUCCUGUGAAUGGUACUUAUGUGUUCUUCUUCAAUAUGCUGAAGUUGGCUGUGAAUGUUCCACUUUAUGUGAACUUGAUGAAAAAUGAAGAGAUUCUAGUAUCUGCAUAUGCCAAUGAUGGUGCUCCAGAUCAUGAGACUGCUAGUAAUCAUGCAGUCCUCCAGCUUUUUCAGGGAGACCAGAUUUGGUUACGCCUCCACAGAGGAGCUAUUUAUGGUAGUAGUUGGAAGUACUCUACAUUCUCAGGAUUUGUGCUGUAUCAAGACUGAACACUAAUGUUUACAAUAGAUCUGCUCUAAACAAUUUGGUGAAGGAAGGUGAAAACUGGGAAGACUCGUUUUGCACUUCACAUUAACUACUUAAAACCCACCCACAUAAUUAUGAAAUGGGAUAUGGUGAACUGUCUUGCUCUGAGAUGGAGUUGGGUCAGCACAAAUGUGGCACUUUAUCAGUUUUGACGUAGUCUUGAUAGUAAUGCUGUGAAUGUAUGUUUGCAUUUCUCCCUGAUCUGUAAUUAUCAGCUUACUACACUGCUCAAAAUUUGCCUCAAGUCUAGGCUAUUCACAAUGCCUUGUGCCUCAAUAAAAAAUAUGCCUUAGUAUCA
Molecule: messenger RNA, 4028 nt
Organism: Lacerta agilis (Sand lizard)
Lineage: Eukaryota; Metazoa; Chordata; Lepidosauria; Squamata; Lacertidae
Gene: CAPRIN2
Product: caprin family member 2
Exons: 23
Coding region: 97-3693 (1198 amino acids)
Biological process (GO): positive regulation of canonical Wnt signaling pathway
Cellular component (GO): cytoplasm
Molecular function (GO): signaling receptor binding
Source: RefSeq, a predicted model, not a curated record